AUGAGUCAUGAAGGAUAUGGCAACAGCUAUAUUUCGGUUGGACCAUGGGGAGGGCAAAGCGGAGCGCGGUGGGACGAUGGAGUUUACAACACUGUAAGGCAAGUGGUAAUCUGCCAUGGAGCUGCUAUUGAUUCCAUUCAAUUUGAGUAUGACAAGAGGGGGUCCUCUGUCUGGUCAGAGAAGCAUGGUGGAACUGGUUGUUUAAAGACAAGUAAGGUCAAGCUUGAUUGUCCUGAUGAAUAUCUUGUUUCCAUUAGUGGCCAUUGUGGUUGCGUAGUAGAUUACGGUCCAGUACUUAUUCGAUCGCUAAUGUUCGAAAGCAACAAAAAAAAGUAUGGACCUUUUGGCAUUCAGUAUGGAACCUAUUUUUCAAUUCCAAUGACUGGAGGCAAAAUAGUUGGUUUCCAUGGCCGCAGUAGUUGGUACCUUGACUCCAUUGGAGCAUACUUGAUGCCUCUCCUGCGACGGAAUCCGUCGAAUAAUUUCGUCCCUCCACAAAACUACCCAACAAAUGGGACUAAAGAAAAAUACAAAGGCUGUGUUCUUGGAGCGGAACUAAGCAACAAGGCAGUGUCUUAUGGACCUUGGGGUGGUAAUGGUGGAAAUAUAUUUGAUGAUGGAGUUUAUACAGGAGUCCGCCAAGUUCAUCUAGCACAUUACGGAGGUGUUGUUUGGAUUCGGGUUUGUUAUGAUCUGAAUGGACAAUCAAUAUGGGGAAGCAAAAAUGGAGGAAGUGGAGGAAUUAGAUUGGACAAGCUAGCUUUUGAUUAUCCAUACGAAAUCUUGACUCACAUAACAGGAUAUUAUGGAUCAACAAUCUUAAGAGAGCCUACAGUGGUGAAGUCCCUUACAUUUUACACCAACAGAAGGACGUAUGGGCCAUUUGGAGAUGAACAAGGGAGACUUUUCUCCUCUGGAUCUAACAAUGGAGUUAUUGUUGGUUUUCAUGGAAGAAAGGGUUGGUUCAUUGACAGUAUUGGAGUCCAUGUCAUGGAAGGAACAUCGUCAGUCUCUAGACCAAUCCCUAGGCCUUCUUAUGAAUCUUUCAAGUUCAAUGAAGUUCAAGCAUCUGAGGUAAUAAUCCCUGUAGUGGUGAAAGAAGCACCUUCAACGGUAUCAGGGCUAUGGGGUGGAGGUGGAGGUACGCCCUGGGAUGAUGGAGUAUUCUCUGGGGUGAAGAAAAUUUUCUUGACGAAAGGAGAAGCCAUAUAUUGCAUACAAAUUGAGUAUGACAGAAAUGGGCAAUCUUUAUGGUCAGCUAGGCAUGGAGGAGGCAGUGAAGGAAGCUUUAAUAUGAUCAAAUUUGACUAUCCAUAUGAAGUCCUUACAAGUGUUUGUGGCUAUUAUGCUUCUCUAACUGGAGAUGAUCAGAUAAAGGGUGGUGCCAUAAAAUCUCUGACGUUCUAUACCAAUAAGGCCAGGUAUGGACCCUAUGGGGAGGAAACAGGAACAUUUUUCACCGCCGCGAGGACUGAAGGGAGAAUUGUUGGGUUCCACGGAAGGAGUGGGUGUUACUUGAAUGCCAUUGGAGUCCAUUUACAGCAAUGGCCCAAUGACGUGGCCCAACAAGGACUAGGCGAACGGGGAGGCCCUGUCAAAAUGAUCACGAACAACAUCUCAAAACCUCCAUUGACAAUCGCAAACAACCAAGACAGUCUAUCAGAAUUCUCACAAAAACCCAUCAAAUCCUCAAUAUCCUUCACCAACAAUUCUCACCCAAAAUUCACCGACUACCACUUAGACUCCCUCUGCAGAAACGGACGCUUAACCGAUGCCGUAACAGCUCUUGAUUCCAUAGCUCAACAUGGGUCCAAGGUAACAUCCAAAACUUACAUGAAUUUACUCCAAUCCUGCAUCGACAACAAUUCUAUUAAUCUGGGCCGCAAAGUUCAUGACCGAAUUAGUGUCGUACAAGAAAAAACUUCAGCUAUUGAAACUAAGUUGGUUAGUAUGUACGCAAAAUGUGGGUAUUUGAGGGACGCACGCAAAGUGUUUGAUGAAAUGUCUGACAAAAAUUUGUUCACAUGGUCGGCGAUGAUGGGUGCGUGUUCGAGAGAUAAGAGGUGGAAAGAAGUUGUGGAGCUUUAUUAUAUGAUGGUGGAAGAUGAUGUCUUGCCUGAUGGGUUUUUGUUGCCUAAGAUAUUGCAAGCUGUUGGGAAUUGUGGGGAUAUCAAGACUGGAGAAUUGUUGCAUUCUUUUGUGGUUAAAUGUGGAAUGGGAAGUUCUCCGCGUGUUAAUAAUUCGAUUUUGGCUGUGUAUGCAAAGUGUGGGAAGUUGAGCUUAGCGAGGAGGUUUUUUGAAAGCAUGGAUGAUAGAGAUAGAGUGGCUUGGAAUGCUAUGAUGUCUGGCUAUUGUUUGAAGGGGGAGAUUGAGGAAGCGCGUCGAUUAUUUGAUGCAAUGUGUGAAGAAGGGAUUGAACCGAGUUUAGUUACUUUAAAUAUAUUGAUUGCUGGCUAUAAUCAGAAAGGGGAAUGUGAUGUCGCUAUGGAUUUGAUGAAGAAGAUGGUGACUUUCGGGGUAAGUCCAGAUGUUGUUGCGUGGACUGCUAUGAUUUCGGGGUUUGGUCAAAAUAAUAGGAAUGGUCAGGCAUUGGAUUUGUUCAAGGAGAUGAUUUUGGCAGGGGUUGAACCAAAUGGAGUUACUAUUACGAGUGGUUUAUCAGCUUGUGCAUCAUUGAAGGUGUUGAAUAUGGGGCUGGAAAUUCAUUCUCUUGCUGUUAAGAUGGGUUUUAUUGAUGAUGUACUGGUUGGGAAUUCACUCAUUGAUAUGUAUUCAAAAUGUGGGCAGCUGGAUGCUGCUCAGCUGGUAUUUGAUUCGAUGCUAGAGAAAGAUCUUUAUACCUGGAACUCAAUGAUUGGAGGAUAUUGUCAAGCUGGAUACUGCGGUAAGGCCUAUGUGCUCUUCAUGAAAAUGCAGAAAUCUCAGGUACAACCUAAUGUUGUCACUUGGAAUACAAUGAUAUCGGGAUAUAUUCAAAGUGGUGACGAGGACCAAGCCAUGGAUCUCUUUCACAGGAUGGAGAAGGAGGGAAAGAUUGAGCGGGAUAAUGCAUCAUGGAACUCUCUUAUUGCUGGUUUUUUGCAAAUUAGGCGAAAAGACGAAGCAUUAGGCAUAUUUCGACAAAUGCAGUCCUUUGGUGUUAGUCCCAACCCAGUUACCAUAUUGAGCGUGUUACCUGCUUGUGCAAAUUUAGUUGCACUAAAAAAGGCUAAAGAGAUCCAUGGUUGUGUGUUGCGCAGAAAUCUAUCUGGUCUCUCUAUUGCAAACUCCCUUAUUGACACAUAUGCCAAAUCAGGGAAAAUAGAAUAUUCAAGAGCCAUAUUUGAUAGAAUGCUAUCCAAAGAUUUCAUCACCGUGAACUCAAUGAUUACUGGGUAUGUCUUACAUGGUUGUUCAGACUCUGCGCUUGGUCUCGUUGAUCAGAUGAGAGAGUUGGGACUUAAACCUAACAGAGGUACUCUUGUGAAUAUUAUCCUUGCACACAGUCUUGCUGGAAUGGUGGAUGAAGGGAAACAAGUUUUCUCUAGUAUGACAGAAGACUAUCAGAUUAUACCAGCUUCAGAACAUUAUGGGGCUAUGGUAGAUUUGUAUGGCCGUUCUGGCAAGAUCAAAGAAGCAGUAGAGCUUAUUGACAAUAUGCCAAUCAAGCCUGAAUCCUCUGUUUGGUCUACCUUACUAACUGCCUGCAGGAACCAUGGAAAUUCUAAAUUGGCAAUCCGUGCAAGGGAAAGGUUGCUUGAUUUGGAACCAUGGAAUUCUUCAAUCCACCAGUCAAUUUUGCAGUCAUAUGCCAUGCAUGGAAAAUCCGAAAAUGCUCCAAAGACGAAGCUUGAAAAAGAAAACAAAGUACAAAAACCUAAAGGACAGAGCUGGAUUGAAGCCAACAACACUGUGCAUUCUUUUGUUGCAGAAAGAAUAUCAACAGAAGCCAAAGUACACAAUCUGAACUGUGGGUGUUGCAUUGAGGAGGAAGAAGAAGAAGAGAAGGAAGAAAUUGUCGGUAUCCAUAGUGAAAAGCUUGCACUUGCUUUUGCCAUUGUUCGCUCACCUUCUGCUCCUCAGAUGACUCAAACUGUUUACACCACUUUAAAUCUGGGAGUUGUUCCUGUGGUGAUUACUGGUAAAAGUAGAAGUGGCUUGGAUAUUGCUUCAGUCCCUGAUGCAGCAGUUUCAGUUGAGUUGAAAAAAAUGUCUCCUCUUGAGGCUAUGAAAUCAUGGCAUGAGAUUUCUUCUCCAUCUAGCAGACACCCCCACCCGCAUCCGGUGCCUUUGGAUUGA
Messenger RNA from Dovyalis caffra, 4278 nucleotides. The record is from the annotation of a GenBank genome assembly. NCBI's taxonomy places the organism in Eukaryota, Viridiplantae, Streptophyta, Magnoliopsida, Malpighiales, Salicaceae.